ACGGCUCGGUAUCGAUCUCCGCCGAUUAACAGCUCGGGCGCUUCUCCGCGGCGACUGCCACUGUCACCGCUCUCGCCCUACGCGCUGAGGGAGAACGCUGUCCCUACUACGGACGGAACAGGCUUGCAUUAAAAUUCAUCGCAGUCGCCAUGCAGCGCGCUGACAGUUCUGCGCCAGCUUUGGGUGGUUGAGAAGCCGCUUUACUGGCUGCGAAAGGGGAGGCAGUGGUGCCAGGGGAAGGUGCGGUGUCCUAACGGUCCCGCGGCAAAUACGCCGUCCCUGAACCAAGGUACUUUUUAAGGAGACCUCCUUAACAGGGGUUAGGAGGAACGAAUUCACCGGGUAGGAAUCGUGAGGAAAGAAACCGAGGCACAAGAGGGAGGAUGCGAGCAGCGGCAGCUGAAGAAACCGCCUGGUCCCACUCCUAACAGUCUGCGACGGGCACAACGGCGGCCCCUUCCUAGCCCCCAUUUUAAGAAGAAGGGGCGGGAGGGGGAGUUCAAAGGCAUAAACAAGGAGCGCAGGACCUAAUUCCUCCCCCCUCCUUUUCCUCAAGCUAGCUUGCCCAGGGUCGCCAAUAAAUCCAGCUCGACUAUGCAUCGCAAUGGGAACGUGCUGCCGCGGAGGCUGCCUUCCCCUCACUGAGGAGGCUAAAGCCGCUGCUGUUGCUGCCGGGGCUGCCUUCUCCUCACUGAGGAGGCUGAGAUCGCUGCUGCUGCUGUUGCUGCUACUGCUGCCGAGGCUGCCUUCUCCUCACUGAGGAGGCUGACUGCUGCUGCUGCUGGUGGUGCUGAGGCUGCCUUCCUCUCACUGAGGAGGUGGUGGUCCUGAGGCUGCCUACCCACCCACCACUGAGGAGCCUGCUGCUGCCCGCGGAAGGCGCGGUGCCCUCAUUGAGGCAGCAGCAGCUGUCGCCUUCACUGAGGCUGCUGUGCCCUCAUUCAGGCGGCCGCCACUGCUGCGUUACUGAGAGAGAUUGUGCCGCUGCGACAGGGGAGGACGGGGCUCGGCGCGCAGGGAGGAGGCGCAGCGAGCAUGCGCCGGCUGAGCCACUGACUGGAUUCUCAGUCGAGGUACCGAGGAAAAAAACAUUAAAAAUAAAGAAAAAGGAAAGGAUUGCGCGAAAGAAGAAUGAAAGACGGUAGAGGAAAUUUUAAAAGGCUCUAAAAAAGACCGCCAGGAUAAAAGCAGCUCUCAGUCGUCGGGAAGGAGAAGCUCUGGCAUGUGGGGAUCUCCGGCACCAACAGGUAGGAGGAGAGGUGCUGGGGGAGUCUGGGGGCGCCGGAGGCUGCCGCAGCUGCAGAUAUUUUGAUGGCAUGACAAAUCAGAAAGAAGAGGAUGUACUGUAUGACUAGACACAAGAUCAGUUCUGUUUGUGGAUUACAUUUUCAGUAAGAUGUAUGGAUCUAUUUUUUCCCUGUUCUUAUGUAUAGAUCAUGAGACUUGACUGAGGCAAUAUACAUAUCAUCCAUCCAUCUAUGGCGAACUACAGCCAUGCAGCUGACAACAUUUUACAAAAUCUCUCUCCUUUAACAGCUUUUCUGAAACUGACUUCACUGGGUUUCAUAAUAGGAGUCAGUGUGGUGGGUAACCUUCUGAUCUCCAUUUUGCUAGUCAAAGAUAAGACCUUGCAUAGAGCUCCUUACUACUUCCUGUUGGAUCUUUGCUGCUCAGAUAUCCUCAGAUCUGCAAUUUGUUUCCCGUUUGUUUUCACCUCUGUGAAAAAUGGCUCUACUUGGACGUAUGGGACUCUUACUUGCAAAGUGAUUGCCUUUUUGGGGGUUUUAUCCUGCUUUCACACUGCUUUCAUGCUAUUCUGCAUAAGCGUCACCAGAUACUUAGCUAUUGCCCACCACCGUUUUUAUACAAAAAGGCUGACCUUCUGGACUUGCUUGGCUGUUAUCUGUAUGGUGUGGACCCUCUCUGUAGCCAUGGCUUUCCCCCCAGUUCUAGAUGUGGGCACCUACUCGUUCAUUAGGGAGGAAGACCAAUGCACUUUCCAGCAUCGUUCCUUCAGGGCUAAUGAUUCCUUGGGAUUUAUGCUUCUUCUUGCCCUUAUCCUCCUAGCUACACAGCUUGUCUACCUCAAGCUGAUAUUUUUUGUUCACGAUCGCAGGAAAAUGAAGCCAGUCCAGUUUGUUGCAGCAGUGAGCCAGAACUGGACUUUUCAUGGUCCUGGAGCGAGUGGUCAAGCAGCUGCUAAUUGGCUGGCUGGAUUUGGAAGGGGUCCCACACCUCCAACCUUGUUGGGAAUCAGGCAAAAUGCGAACACCACAGGCAGGAGAAGGCUACUGGUUUUAGAUGAGUUCAAAAUGGAGAAGAGAAUCAGCAGAAUGUUCUACAUCAUGACAUUCCUAUUUCUGACCUUGUGGGGUCCCUAUUUGGUAGCCUGUUACUGGAGAGUUUUUGCAAGAGGGCCUGUAGUUCCAGGGGGAUUUCUAACGGCCGCUGUCUGGAUGAGUUUUGCCCAAGCUGGAAUCAAUCCUUUUGUCUGCAUUUUCUCCAACAGGGAGCUGAGGCGCUGUUUCAGCACAACCCUUCUUUACUGCAGAAAAUCCAGGUUACCAAGGGAACCUUACUGUGUUAUAUGAGGGAGCAUCUGUAAAUCUUUAGCCUUGUGAAACACUACCAUUCUCUGCUAAGCAAUUGUGGCCUGUAGCCAUGUCUUGAAGAGAAAAUCAAGAAUGGGAUGUCAGCAGUUGUAAGGAUUUGGGCAACAUUCUGCAGUCUUUGCAAUAGCUCACCUCUAAUCCUAUUUUAAACCUAAACAUGUUCCUGCUGACCACUGCUGAAGGUUUGUAAUUAAGAACAAAGGACUGAACUACUGCCCUGAAUUCCUUUAUGUGGUUGAAAUCUAGAUUAUGAAAGUAGCAGGUGCUAAGUAUCAGUGCUAAAUGCUGUGUAUAUCACUACAUAAAAUAAGACCAUCAAAAAAGAUUAGCAUUGGACAUCUUAAUAAAUUAAGUUGAUAUGAGGUUAAUGUGUUGAUAAAACUAAUUUUAGACAUCUGAAGACCUUUAAAACAUUUCAUACGAUUAUUGUUUUGCAAAGACUGAAAUCUAGGGACUCAAGUACUGUAACUGAUGAAAGAUGUGCCAUGCAUUAUUGGAUUAUCACACUUACAAAUCUGUUUGCCUUGUGAGUAAGUUUUGGGGAGCAUUCCAAAGCAGUAUUUCUGUUCAGAUUUAGACUUUCUUUUUCCUUUUUUUUUUUUUUUUUUUCCCAAAAUAUAUUACUCUUUCUAAAUAUCAUUUUCCUUAACAGUGAAAUUACUAACAUUUAACUGUAUUCUGUGGUUUUUGCUGAUUUGGUAUAAAGUUUAAUAGACUCUUAUUUAUAUUUUUUAGAAAGCUAGAUAUCAGUCUGUUAGGCAACGUUAAUGAUGAUAACCAGUCAUAAUUGAACAGUUAUAAUUAUAAAGAAUAAACACAUGUUGCCUUAAAGGGUUAUCUAGUAUCUUCCAUUUUGUUUAGCAUUGAAGCAAAUAAGCAAGGAAAAUUGAAUCAAUAACUCUGGUCAGUCAUUUGGGAGUGCAUGAAAGAUCAUUUAGUCCUCUUUUUUUUUUCCAUUUUACUCCACUGGUUCCCAAAAUCAGUAUGCAUAUCACCAGGAUGAUAUGAUUUUUUUUCUCGGUGUGCCGCCCUUUCUAGUUUGUUCUGAGAAACACAGGCAGUUGAUGUAUGUUUAUAUUUUAAGACAGCUGUCAUGGGGAGACCGCAGCCUUAGUAUGAUAUCUUGCACAGUUUGUGAAGCAUUUAUUCUACUGAAGGCACAGUCUUGUUUAUAUUUUCUGCACAUUUUGGUGUAUUGGUUGUUUUAAAUUAUUUAAGUUUUAACUUGUGAAAGCAUAUAAUAUGAUUUCUUAGUAUUUUAGAAAUACAUUAGAGUCUGUGAGUCUUUCCUUCUUUAAGAUACAGAUGUGUGGAUUUCAAUAUAAAGUUGCAUUUGCCAAAAUUUACCUGUGUAGCUUGUUAAUUUUCUUGGAAUAAAAUUUUACAUUUUUCCAGUUAUACAAUUAACCUUUUUUAUUUUGUUUAGUGAGCUAGCAUGAAGUACUGAGAAUGUAGCCAUUAUGAAUUAUUAUCCUUUGCAGUCACUGUAUUCCCAAACUGUAAAUGCAUGAAUGAUGGGGACCACAGGAUUGAUAAAUGAUAUUAUCUACAGUAGCACUAUUGUGUAGUUUAUCAUAAUUACCCAUCUAUCUGUUCUAAUAUGUCAGUUAUAUUUAAAGUUACAACACAGUAUUUGACAUUAACUUCACAGUUUAAUUUUGGAAAAUGUGUCUGUUCUAGCACAACAUCAUGAGUUGGUCAAUCAUAAAGAACAUGGAUUUUUCUUAAUUUUGGGAGAGACAAGACUAGAGCUCUUAAUUCAGUAUUGGUAUAUGUUGUCCUUUGUUGCAGUUUUAUGACCAGCAAGUUAAUAUAUACAUACACAAGCAGCAGUCAAUAAUGGAAAUGCUUAAAUUUGUAUGAUAACAUUAUACAAGAUAUGCAACAAUUCAGAGUUGUGUGAUCAGACAACUUGAUCAAAGGUUUGGUGAGCAAUGUUUGACCUCGCUUACACUUUUAUAUAGAGGUUGAUUGGUUGAGAGGCAUGGCUUUAUAUACUGUGUUGAAACAGAAAAAUUGAUAAAGUAAUGAGUCCUCAUCAGUACAAGAAUGUUUCAGACUGACAUUUGAAAUGGGACCAAUAAAAUUCUACCCAAAGGAGGUUUUUUUAUUAAACUGAAAAGGCUUUGAAAUUAACGUAGUUAAGCAAUUUUCAAGAAGAGAAGAGUGAAUAAAACCAGAAUUGUAUGCUGAGAAAAAUUCUGAAAGUUAUCCCACUUAAGUUUAUUCUAAGGUUGAUUGGCAAUAACUUCAGUCUAAUUUCUAUAAAAUAGUAGCCUUUACAAGGAACAUUAAUAUUACAUAUUGUAAUAAAGCAGUACAUAUAAAUAAAGUUGUAAAUAGUGUUAUAGUUGUAGAAGUAGCUGGUUCUGAAAAUUAGCCAGAAAAUUUUCAACUAUGAAAUUUCAAAAGCUGCAAAUCUGGGGCCUGAUCUAACUCCUAAUAAAGUCAGUUGGUGUUCUCCCAUUAACUUCAUUUGGAGCAGAAGCAGGCCCUAAUAUUCUAUAGUACUAUGCUUCUGAAAUACUAAGAUGGCUGUAUUUACUAUGCAGUGGGAACAGAAAAAAACAAAACCAAACAAUUAAAAACUAUUUCCCUGGAAGUUUUGCAAGCAGUAACUGAUGUAAAUUAAAAUAAUAAACAGUAAACAAGUCUGAAAGCAAAUAUUUUGCUAAA
Dryobates pubescens (Downy woodpecker) is the source of this 5288-nucleotide messenger RNA. RefSeq names its product G protein-coupled receptor 85 (gene GPR85). Gene Ontology annotation, biological process: G protein-coupled receptor signaling pathway. Gene Ontology annotation, molecular function: G protein-coupled receptor activity. The record is from RefSeq and is a predicted model, not a curated record. NCBI's taxonomy places the organism in Eukaryota, Metazoa, Chordata, Aves, Piciformes, Picidae. Bases 1479 to 2591 code for a protein of 370 amino acids. Gene Ontology annotation, cellular component: plasma membrane. The transcript is spliced from 2 exons.